AUGCUUAAUAGAUUUAAAAAUCUACAUAAUAAACUUAAUCUUCUUAAAACUGCAUAUCCUGAACUUGAUAACAAUUAUCCUGAUGAAGAAGAAUGGAAAACUAUUAAUAAUAUAAUUUUUUUACUUGAACCAAUGUUACAUGCUACAGAAAUUCUUUCAACAAGUUCAUAUCCAACUAUAGCUGAUGUUAGGUUAACUUUUUUGGGAAUAAUUCGCCAUUUAGAAUUAUUUAUAAACAAUAAUUUAUAUUCAAAAAAUGAACAAACAAUGGCAUAUUUUAUUAAAAAUAAAUUAAAUGAUUAUUGGUCUAUUAUUAAUCAAGAUGAAUCAACAAAAAUAGCUUUAGUUCUUGAUCCAACAUCAAAGCUAAUAACAUUUCCACUUCUUACAGAAAAAGAUACUGUUCUUAUUAGUUUACGAAAUAUAAUGAAUCAAUAUAAACCACUAGCUUUAACUUCUACUUCAGUAUUUGAUGAUAAAAGAAAAUGGUUUGUAUCAUUAAUUUCACAGCAAACUAUAAUACCACAAUUAGCAGAAGAAUUAGAAUUAUAUUUAUCUACUCCACCUAUUUCAUCAUCUAUUCAAAAUG
This is a messenger RNA of Cetraspora pellucida, 589 nucleotides long. The record is from the annotation of a GenBank genome assembly. NCBI's taxonomy places the organism in Eukaryota, Fungi, Glomeromycota, Glomeromycetes, Diversisporales, Gigasporaceae.